AUGACUCGGACUAUCGGCAAGAUGUGGGAAAAGUACUGCCUACGACCUACUCAGGGUACUGUCUCCACCAUCCCAGUCUUCGUCUACGGCACAGCCUGGAAGAAAGAGCGCAGCGCCGAUCUAGUCUAUAAUGCAAUCCAAGCCGGUUUCCAAGCUGUGGACACAGCAGCCCAACCCCGCCAUUACCAAGAGCAUCUCGUUGGUGAUGGCAUCCGCAGAGCAAUUGCCGAUGGGAUCGUCGGGCGAGCCGACUUAUACGUGCAAACCAAAUAUAGCCCUGUGUCAGCACAGGAUCCGGCCAAUAUGCCCUAUGACCCGUCAGCAACAGUGACGGAUCAGGUCCAUGCAUCUAUCAAAUCAUCAUUGCACAAUCUUCGCUCAAAAGUUGAUCCUGACUCCGUGGAUGAGACCUACAUUGAUACCGUAAUCAUCCAUUCGCCACUGUCGACUUUAGCCCAGACCCUGGAAGCCUGGCAUGCCCUGGAGACUUAUGUCCCUCAUCGCAUCCGCAAUUUAGGUAUCUCUAACUGUACAUUGCCUAUCCUCCGCGAGUUGUGUGUAUCAUCCCAGACAACCGUGAAGCCAUCGGUGGCACAAAACAGAUUUUACGAGGAUACUCUGUUCGAUGUCCCCUUGCGCGCAUUCUGCCGCGAGAAUCAGGUGAUAUACCAGAGUUUUUGGACAUUGACGGCGAACCCAGGCCUCGUGCGCUCUGAGCCAGUGCAGCAGCUUGCUCGCCAUGUUAACAUAACUCCGGCUGCUGCUUUUUAUACGCUUGUUAUGGGCUUGAAGAAUGUGGCGGUGCUGAAUGGGACCAAGAAUGAGUCGCGCAUGAAGGAAGACUUGUCUGCUCCUAAAAAGGUUGAAAACUUCACGCAGAAGCAACCUGAGUUGUGGCAACAGAUUCUGACGGACUUCCGGGGAUUGAUCGGGGAAUCCACAUAG
Molecule: messenger RNA, 945 nt
Organism: Penicillium coprophilum
Lineage: Eukaryota; Fungi; Ascomycota; Eurotiomycetes; Eurotiales; Aspergillaceae
Product: putative aldo-keto reductase (AKR)
Exons: 2
Coding region: 1-945 (314 amino acids)
Cellular component (GO): cytosol
Molecular function (GO): aldose reductase (NADPH) activity
Source: RefSeq, a predicted model, not a curated record